Molecule: messenger RNA, 3535 nt
Organism: Cuscuta epithymum
Lineage: Eukaryota; Viridiplantae; Streptophyta; Magnoliopsida; Solanales; Convolvulaceae
Source: the annotation of a GenBank genome assembly
GGGUAAAGUAUAACAAAGGAUUUAUUUAAUAUGCUUGUGUGGUUGCCGUGAGUGUAAAUAGAAUUUCUCUUUGAAAGGGGGUUUCAGUCUGCUCAAUGCAUUGCAGCAAACAUCCAAAUCAUUCUCAAUCUCACCGGUAUGGCGAUUAGGGUUUUUAGAUCCCUUCUCGGCUCAAGAUCCAAUUUAUCUGACCCUGAUCUUCUUCGACACUUCUCUGCAAAACCAAGAGGCCCAAAUGUGAAAUCUCAAAUCCAAUUUCCCCUAGACUUCACGCAAAAAUAUCUCCAAAGGAAUAUAAUUUCAGUUUCUAAUCUACUGAAAAGGUACGGCUUUCCACUGUCUGAACUUCAUGAUUUCCUGUCAAAGAAUCGAUCUUUGCUGAACUCUGACCCCUCCAGAAUCGAAAAAUCUAUUAAAAUUUUGUUUUCUCUGGGGCGCUCUCAAGAGUUCCUUACUUCUGUAAUUUCUAGCUGCCCUAAGGUGCUGGAGUACGAAUAUAUGAAGAAAUGGGAAACGGAAAUUUCUGGAAUUGAGGGUUUUAAUCUUUCUGCAUUGGCUAUUAAGAAUGUUCUCGAAGUGUGUUUGAAGUUUGAAUUAGAACCAGAUGAUGUUUUGGCUUGUUUGAAGUCUUUGCAGGCUUUAGGGUUGAGUGAGGGUACCAUGGUUAGGGUUUUCGAAGAAUUCCCUACAGUAGUAUUGUCUAGUCCGGAUAGAAUUCAGUGUAAAACUGAAUUCUUGAUGACUAGCAUUGGCUUAGUAAAGACUGAGUUAGGUCGUAUUCUAGGGUCAUACCCAGGUGUAUUAGCAUUUGGGGUUGAGAAUAGGCUUAAACCGUUGCUUAACGAAUUUAAAAGCCUUGAUUUUGGUUUAGAUGUAGUACGGUUGGAGGUUCUGAGAGAUUCAAGAAUCCUUGGUUUGGAAGUUGGUGAACUUUCUCAUUGCUUGAAACUGCUAAGAAGUUUAAAGUGUAGGGAGUCCAUUAAAGAGGAUAUUUUCCGAGACGGAGCAUUCAGGGCUGGAUACCAAGUGAAGCUGAGAGUUGAUUGCCUGCACAAAUACGGUUUAACACACAGAGAUGCAUACAGUGUGAUAUGGAAAGAGCCAAGAACAGUUUUAUAUGAUGUAGAGGAAAUUGAGAGGAAAAUACAUUUCUUAGUGCAGACAAUGAAAUUUGAUGUCGAGAGCAUAGCUGACGUUCCAGAAUAUUUGGGGGUGAAUUUUGAGAAACAGAUUGCUCCUAGGUUUCAGGUUAUUGAGCAUUUGAGAUCAAUAGGUGGGCUUGGUGAUGAGGUGGGGCUGAAGGCCUUGAUUAGACCUAGUAGAUUGAAGUUUUACAAUCUCUAUGUCAAGCCUUAUCCAGAGUGUGAAAGUAUAUAUGGGAGAGUUGCUAGAGACGUUAGAGGCAAGCUGGGACACCCUUCUGGGUUAUGGAAGCUUUUCAAACCGCUGCCAUAUCAGCAAUCUGAAGAAGAUGAUAUGAACAUUAAAUCUUAUAUGGAGUCACUAGAAACAGUAGCAUGAGCUCUUUCCUCAAAUAGAAAAUACUAGGGGUGUUCGUUGGUUCGGCAUGAUUAUAAGAUUAAUGAAAGCAUACUUGCGGAGGACUUGAGGAGUGGCUUUUGCUCUGAAUAUGAAAAAUCGUCAAACGUAGCAUUUCAUUAUGCACGUAGGAGGCACACAAGAUCAAAGAAUCACUUUAAGGAACAUCUACAUCGUAUAUCCUCAAAUCAUCUGAAACUUUUGCUCUCAAACCUAUCAGAUGUUAAAUGAACGUUUAUUUAUGUUACAUGUUAUUGAUUAAAUACUUCUGCUUAAUUACUUUGGGCUGAUGUAGUUGGUAAAAACAACACUUGGACUGUUUUUUCUUGAUAAGCAGUUUGGCAUCAAGGUCGGGUUUCCUGUCCAGUGGUUGAGCUUACAACAGUUGUCCUGUAGUAAAAAAUCACUGCAGUGUAGCAUGCAUGAUUUGAAAUGGCAGCUGAAUGUGUAAAUUUUUUGAAAAGGAAAAAGCGGUUGGUACUUGGUAAGGCCCUUCGGUAUCGUUUUGCUUUUUGGUGUGGAUUCAUUUUGGCCUUUGUCUUUCCUCAAAACAAAUAAUCACUUUCGUAUGUAAACAAAUACUAGUAUAAUUUUCUAAGAGAUAAGACCAUGUAGCACAAGUACUUGACUAGGGUAUUGUUUCGGCGUAUCGGAAAUGUUCCCGUAUCAGAUAUUAACAAUUUCCCACUUUUUUUGAUAGUUAUUUUUAGAAAUUCUAGUACAUGCAUCAACUUUUUUUUUAUAUAACAAAACGCCUAAAAAAUAAAUCAUAAAAAUCUUAACAACUUUGAUUAGAGUAUUGUUUUCUAUCUUCAUUGAGCAUCUUUUUUAAAUACACCCCCAUAAUUUAAUAUUUAUAAAUAUACUCCCAUAACUUUUAAUAUUUAUAAAUAUACUCUCGUAUCAGUAUUUUUUCUUUUUUCCGUAUCCCUGUACCUAUUCUACGUUUUCGCAUUUUUGCGUUCCUCUAUUGGUGCUACAUAGAAUAAGACGAAAACAUAUUCAUGUUCAAAAAAGUGGAUUACAUAUUUUUAUUUUACUUAAAUAGGCGGGGGUAGUCAUGGACCCGGCCCGGGACCGGACCGGCCCGCUACUGUGUGGGCCCAGAACUGGCCUGGUUCUCGGGUCCGGGUCCGGUUCGGGCACCGAACCGGUGGGGGUGGCGGGUCCGGGCUCGGGGCUAUGUUUUGGCGACCCAGCCCGGCCGGGUCGGGCCCGGGUCCGGGCCUAACGGUCACAAUUUAUUUUUUUUUUCUUUUCUUUUUAAAACACCCUUUUGGGCUGUUGACCCACUUCCCAAACGACUAUAUAGCCGUUGGGUGGGUACCGGGGGCGCCAGGGCUUUUGGGGGGUGGGGGUUAAAAAAAACCUAUAAAUAUUCCUAAUUUUAAACAUUUUUUCACACCUCUUCUCCAACUCUUCCUAAAUCCUACAUUCCUACUCUCUCUCUCUACUCAUCUCCAUAUUCAUCUUCUCAAAUUCUCUUAUUCUCCAUUAUAUUUUAUUUUACUAUUUAAUACUUAUACAAUUAUUAUAUCUACUUAUAUACGAAGUAUUAAUUAUCUACUUAUAAAUACAUAUACUAUAUUACUUAUAUUUCUUAUCUACUUAAUCUCUACUUAUUAUCUACUUAUAUCUACUUAAUACAUACAUACAUACUACAUCUACUUAAUAUAUACUUUAUAUAUUAAAGUAUUAAAUAUACUUUAUAAACUAUUAGUAUAUACUUAAUACGAUAGUACAUAAUAAUAUCUACUUCUCUACUUAUAUUUCAUAUAUACUUAUUUUCUUAUUCUCCAAUCUCCAAUUCUCCAUUAUACUCUAAUAUUUAAUUCUUAUACGAUUAUUAUAUCUACUUAUAUAUUAAUUAUCUACUUAUAUCCACUUAAUACAUACAUUCUACAUCUACUUAAUAUAUAGUUUAUAUAUUAAAGUAUAAAUUAUAAGUGUAUUACUCAUCUUAUAGUAGUAUACUUAUAUAUUAUAUACUAUAAAC